CACACUUUCAAAGAAAGCAAACUGCUGUAUAAAAGGGUCCACUUGACACACUCAAGAAGAAAAGUCAGUUAAGUUGCUGGCAUCAUGCAUGGUCUGGACAAACUUCUGCUCUUUCAUGUUCUGACAUGUCUUGGACAAAACGCACUUGGGGGUAAAAUCAUACAUGGGGAAAAAGCCCCAGAGAACUCGAUGUUGUAUAUGGCCUCUCUGCAGAACAUUGAUCAUAGUCAUGUAUGUGGGGGAUUCCUCAUCAGUGAAGACUUUGUAGUCUCUGCUGCACACUGUGACAAUAGGCAUCUCUCACGUGUUGUUCUUGGCUCCCACAAUCUCAUUAAGGCUGAAAAAACAGUGAGAUCUAUUGAAAAGAAGUGCAAACACGAAUCUUAUGUGAAUGUUGCAAAAGGGAAUGACAUCAUGCUCCUCAAACUGUCUAGUGCAGUUCAAGUGAAUAGAAGAGUACAGCUUAUCCAACUUCCCAGAACUGAAAUUAGCGUAAAAGAUGGAGAAAAGUGCCGUGUGGCUGGAUGGGGUAUGACUGAAACUGGUGGUGCAAUUGUCGAUGACCUGAGAGUGGUGGAUGUGUCUGUCAUCAAUCUGGAAGUCUGUAAGAUGAAAUGGCAGAAUCUUCCUGCCAACGUUAUGUGUGCAGGUGGAUAUGGCACAAAGAAAGGAUUCUGUCAGGGCGAUUCUGGUGGUCCCCUGGUGUGCAACGGGACAGCAGUUGGUAUCGUGUCUUUCAAUAAAAAUUCCAACUGCAACUAUCCAGACGUACCCAACGUCUACACAGACAUACCAAAAUACCUGCCCUGGAUCAACAAGAUUCUCAAGGAAAAGAACUGUUAAAUGUAACAAUUUUACAUAGAGAUUUGCUUCAGCAUACUUUGAUUGAGAGGGGGAGUUUGAGUUGAUCUGUCAGUGUUCAGC
Messenger RNA from Micropterus dolomieu (smallmouth bass), 924 nucleotides. RefSeq names its product duodenase-1-like. Gene Ontology annotation, molecular function: serine-type endopeptidase activity. Gene Ontology annotation, biological process: proteolysis. The coding region runs from base 85 to 843 and encodes 252 amino acids. NCBI's taxonomy places the organism in Eukaryota, Metazoa, Chordata, Actinopteri, Centrarchiformes, Centrarchidae. The transcript has 5 exons. The record is from RefSeq and is a predicted model, not a curated record.